AGAGUCUGUAUGAUGCGCAUUGCACGUUCAAAACAACAGUGAAAGAAAGUUCCCUGCAAUUCCCGAGGGCAACCAUUUGAGUUAGUUAGAAAAACAGUGAAACUAGCUCUGAAGGGGAACGAGAAUGACUGGGAGACAGGGCGGCAGUAGCAGUCGGGGUGAGAUGAAGAAGGUGAAUGUGGAUCUGCUGUCCCUCAGCUACGGCACUCUAGUGUUCCAACUCAUCAGGGACUACGAGAACGACGCUGAGGUGAAUACGCAGCUGGAGAAGAUAGGUAUCAAUAUUGGCACUCGACUUAUUGAAGACUUCCUGUCCCGCUCACAGAUGCCUAGAUGUAAAGCAUUCCAAGAGUCAGUGGAAGUCAUCUGCAAGAGUGCCUUUAAACAGUACUUCGGAAUAUCCUCCGUAGAGGCAACCAACUGGAACUCAGCAAUGACCGAGUGUAGUCUAAUACUGAAAGAGAACCCUCUGGCUGAUUUUGUGGAGUUACCAGAGAAGCACCAGGGUCUAUUCUACUCAAACAUCCUCUGUGGAGUGAUCAAGGGUGCUCUUACUGCGGUCCAUCAAGACGUACAGUGCUCAUUCGUACAAGAUGUCCUAUUAGGUAAUCCAACGACGGAGAUUAAGUUGAAGUUCCUGGGUAUCAUCAAGGACACAAUUCCCGCUGGAGAAGACGACUAAAUGCAACCUCUUUUCAUCAAUGGCGGGUGCAGCUGACCGAAUAUUAAUGUUCAACUAAUUAUAAUUUUCGGCGCUUUCCAUUUGCUUAUACUUAAAGAAUUUUUUAUUCCGGUUGUCAUUCAAUUUUUUUUUGUCGAAAUUCAAUGUGGAUGUUAUGAUUUUGUUGUUUUCUUGCUGAUUCAAACGAUUUAAUUGCAAUAAU
Molecule: messenger RNA, 884 nt
Organism: Symsagittifera roscoffensis
Lineage: Eukaryota; Metazoa; Xenacoelomorpha; Acoela; Convolutidae
Product: trafficking protein particle complex subunit 3-like
Exons: 5
Coding region: 125-682 (185 amino acids)
Biological process (GO): intra-Golgi vesicle-mediated transport; endoplasmic reticulum to Golgi vesicle-mediated transport
Cellular component (GO): cytosol; cis-Golgi network membrane; TRAPP complex
Source: RefSeq, a predicted model, not a curated record